Messenger RNA from Anthonomus grandis grandis, 931 nucleotides. RefSeq lists its product as uncharacterized. Bases 117 to 845 code for a protein of 242 amino acids. Lineage: Eukaryota; Metazoa; Arthropoda; Insecta; Coleoptera; Curculionidae. The record is from RefSeq and is a predicted model, not a curated record. The transcript has 2 exons.
GCGAAGUGACUAGGACGAUUGUAGUUUGGUCUCCUAAAUUUUUUUAAUUAAUUGUGAAUCAAGUGCCAAAAAAUAUUUGGAGUGUUGUGUAAUACAUUGUGCAAGAACCUGUAAUCAUGGUUAAGCAAAAAUCUGAAGAUUUAAGCAGCAAACAAGCAGCGGAAAUACAAAAACUUACGGAGAGGUUAGAAGAAAUGGCGCUAAAAUUUGACACGCAACUGAAAGGUUUUAAAAAAGAUCUUGGGGCUAGGACCAGAGGGAAAUCAACAUCCACCGAUUUUUCCGAAGACAUAGAGGCAGUUGUCUCUUUAAACAAAAGGUUUCAAGACUUUGAAAAAUCAGUUUUGGAUAGCAUUGAAAACCUUAAGUCGGAUAUUGCGUCGCUAAAGCAAACCAAUACGCUGUGCAUGUCAACAAACCAGAACAGUAUUUUACUGCACGGUAUAAAUGAACUACAAGACGACCUAUAUGCCUUUGUUAUUAAAACAAUUUCAACCAAGAUUGGUGUUAAAAUUACAAAGGCCGAAAUAAAUUUUGCUCAUCGCAUUGGACAGAAAAAAGCAAAUUCCGAGAAGCCCAGGCCGGUGUUAGUAUCGUUUUGCCAUAGGUGGCUCCGGGACGACGUGUUUUUUAAUAAAAAAAGGCUAAAAGGUCAACCUAUUCUAAUAACCGAAGUUCUAACUCCUGAGGUGGGUAAAAUUUUUAAAAUCGCGAGAAAUAAAUAUAAAAACUUGUGCUGGACUUCUAGGGGUAGAGUGUUUGUGAUGGUAGAAAACCAAAAGUUUUGUGUCGACUCCGAAAAAAAGUUACAAGACCUUGUUAAUGAGUGUGUGAUUGCCGAUUAAAACUAAAAAUAAAGGUACGUUUAAUGAUUAUGUGUACUUACAAUAUGAUAGGUACUUUAAUUUCAAAGGUGAUUAUUUUUUAUUGG